Molecule: messenger RNA, 3644 nt
Organism: Pygocentrus nattereri (red-bellied piranha)
Lineage: Eukaryota; Metazoa; Chordata; Actinopteri; Characiformes; Serrasalmidae
Gene: hpse2
Product: heparanase 2
Exons: 12
Coding region: 210-1946 (578 amino acids)
Cellular component (GO): membrane; extracellular matrix
Molecular function (GO): hydrolase activity, acting on glycosyl bonds
Source: RefSeq, a predicted model, not a curated record
UGGCCCCGGGGCGUGAGUUACGGCAGCGAGCUCCAAAACAGCGCGAGACGGGGGGUGGAGGGGACACAGACUCACAGGACCAUAGAAACAAAUAUCUUUACUCCAAGAAGAGGGACAAGAGCACCUCAGGUGACUUGAAUCAGUUUUUUAUAAGGCUGCUCAGCGGGGUCGUAGUGGCAGUGCUCGGCUCGGCGCUCGAAGAAAGAAAGAUGCCCAAGCGAUUCCUCCCUCAGAUCUUCUUCGGCUUGUCUUUGUGGUUGGUAUUUACAGCACAGGCUCUGAUCUCCUCCGCCGCGACCUACAGAAGACUUGUGGCUGGAGGGAAGAGGCAAAGCUUUUUGGAGAGAACGUUAAUUUUACUAGAUGUCAAUACUCGAAGCCCAGUGAAGAUUUUGAAUGACAACUUCCUAUCGUUGCAAGUGGAUCCGUCCAUCCUGAAGAAUGGGUGGCUUGACUUUUUAAGUUCCAAGAGGUUAGUGACAUUGGCUCGAGGACUUUCUCCAGCUUAUCUGAGGUUUGGGGGCAAGAGGACAGAUUUCCUCCAGUUCCACAACCUGAAGAAUUUGGCCAAGUUUAGAGGACCAGGACCAGAUUAUUACCUCAAAAAUUAUGAGGAUGACAUUGUGCGCAGUGACAUUGCCCUGGACAAGCAAAAGGGCUGUAAGUUGGCCAGCCACCCCGACAUGAUGCUGGAGCUACAGCGCGAGAAGGCAGCUCAAAUGCAGCAAGUUCUGCUAAAGGAGCAACUCUCCAACCUCUACAGUGAUGUCACAAUAACAGCCAGGUCUUUAGACAAACUGUACAAUUUUGCUGACUGCGCUGGACUGCAUCUGAUCUUUGGGAUCAAUGCCCUGCACCGGAAUCCUGACAACUCAUGGAAUGCUUCCAGUGCCCUGAGUUUGUUAAAGUACAGUGCUGGCAAGAAGUAUAACAUAUCCUGGGAGCUAGGCAAUGAACCAAACAGUUACCGCACCAUGGUAGCUCGCUCAGUCAACAGCACUCGACUGGCUCAAGACUACAUUCUACUAAAGACGCUACUGCAGUCUGUACGCUACUACAGCCGAGCCAGUCUCUAUGGACCCAACAUUGGCCGUCCUCGCAAAAAUGCCAUCCUGCUACUGGACGGGUUCAUGAAGAACGGUGGUUCUGUUGUUGAUGCAGUUACGUGGCAACAUUACUACAUCGAUAGGCGAGUGACCAAAGUAGAGGACUUUAUGAAGACACGGCUCCUGGACACCCUGACAGACCAGAUCAACAAGGUGUUGAAGAUUGUGAAGAUUCAUGCUCCUGAGAAGAGGGUGUGGUUGGGUGGAGUUGGGCCUGCAUGGGCUGGAGGCAUCAACAAUUUAUCCGAUACAUUUGCUGCUGGCUUCCUAUGGCUCAACACUCUUGGAAUUUCUGCAAUGCAAGGGAUUGAUGUUGUUCUCCGACAUUCCUUUUUUGACUAUGGUUACAGUCACCUAGUGGACCAGCACUUCAACCCUUUACCUGAUUACUGGCUGUCUCUGCUCUUUAAGCGCCUCGUGGGCCCCAGGGUGCUGGCAGUACAUGUUGCUGGGCUCCAGAGGAAGCCACGCCCAGGAAAAGUGAUCAGAGACAAGUUGCGCAUCUAUGCACACUGCACCAGCUUCCACAAUCACAAUUAUGUCAGAGGAUCUAUAACAAUCUACAUCAUCAAUCUGCAUCGGUCACGAAAGAAAAUAAAGCUGGCUGGGACUUUACGAAAUAAAACAGUUCACCAAUACCUGUUACAGCCUUUUGGAGCAGAUGGCCUUCACUCCAAAUCUGUGCAGUUGAAUGGAGAGCCCUUGGCCAUGGUAGACAGUGACACAUUCCCGGAGUUAAAACCACGGACACUCAGAGCAGGGCGGACAAUAGCUAUGCCACCCAUUUCUAUUGGCUUCUACGUCAUCAAGAAUAUCAAUGCCUAUGCCUGUCGAAGAUAAUAUACACUCAGACCUCAGACAAUAAAGCGCAAUGCACCAGACCACUGUGGCACUCCUGAUGCCUCCUUGUUCUGUUGCAGCCCUACACAGAGACACUGAAAGGAAUGCCCUUCAUGCAAGCAAGGGUUGCACUGACUACCUUUCAAAAGCAUUGCUUGUUUUCUUAUUGUUCUGCAAGACUAACUGGACAAGUCUUGGAGUUUUUCCCAUACUGUUAUUUUUGCAAUGAACUAAGGUCAUGUCCCUUUAGUUUGUACUGUUUCUUUUUCUCUAUUUUGGGGAAUGUCAGGAGAGGACACAUCUUUGAUCAGUCCAUUGUUUAUUUUGUCUAGAUAGCUUAGAGGAUAAUCUAAGAUCAACUCUAGAUAAAAUUCAAAAGUCUGUGACAAUGCUUGCUAACACUAGUUGUGUACUAGGUUAGCUGUGGGAGAUGGUACACAGUCUCCUUACACCUCUCUGUAUGUGCUCCUUCCUUAUGUUCUUUUAUGGAACACUAAGCCAGUAGGAAAAAAGGAAGGCUUAGCUGUGGGCAAAAAGCCAGGUUCUCUAUCCAUUAUCUCAGUGCAGUAAAUCAAAUCUCAGCAUCUUAAUCCUUGCCAUCAUAACUUAUAGACUUUUAUAAACUAAAAAACUUUCACCUUUUAACCCACCCCUCAAAAGAUAAAAGUAAAGUAAAAAGAAAAAAACCUGCUAGUGUUCAAGUUUUUCUUUUCACCUAUUGAAUACUGUAGCCUGAACUGUAGGGAAGUAAUGUCACUGAUGUACAUUUUUCACUAGCCCAGUAUCAUUAUAUCAUUAUUAUUAUAUUUUAUAGUGUUUGAAAACCUAUACUGUACAUAUUUAACUGAAUCUAAAAUGUCUAUGUGAUCCACUAUCAUCAGGCACAAUGCAUGUCAGUUGUUUUACAAAUAGCUAAAUUUUGAGGCAGGGUAGUAUUUUUUUUCUUCCACCUUCAACCUCAAUAGGCUCACUGAGAGCUAGGAAUAACAAAAAAUGUGACAAUGGAAAAAGUGUUUUCCAUUUGUGUGGAGCUGUAGAAAUAAGUAAAAGUUGCGUGUCAUGUAGUCAUUUUGUAGCUUACACUAUUGGUUCUACACUUGCACGUGUUGUUACACACAUAUGGUACAUUGCUUUUUGCCACAGCACUGUAAGCCUGUGUUCCAACUGAGCUACCUAAUCUCAGGCUCAUGUAAAAAAUCUCUAUUAGAACUGUACCCUGCACUACCUUAUAGAGUAUAUUGUGUAGACAAAUGUACAGUCAAUCCUUUGUGCUGCUAGGUGUAUGGUGAAUACUAAGCUUGAUAAGUAGCAAAUUGUUUUGAAUAGUUUUGAGCAUAAUUGUUCUGUGUACAUAGGUUUGUCAUAGAUUUGUAGGUGUGUACUUAUAUGUUCUUUGCAUAUAUUAUUUAUAAAAGCUAUAUAUGUGUAUAUAUUCCUGCUGAAGGAAAACCUUUGACUUUUUUAGGUCAAUUAACUGUUUAUCAGUCAGUUCCUUCUGCAUAUGACAGAGCCCUUAACCAAGACUAGUGGGGACUUAUUUUUGGCAAUGAAAAUGUAGUUGUCAGAAUGAAUACCUGUCCACAUGUAUAAUACAGGAUUAUACGUUGUAUGGAGUACUUUACAAUCUGAUGCUAAAAUGUUGAGAUAGAUGAUCUAACUGUAAUUACAACUGUCUUAAGUAAAUGAAAGGGAAAGUCA